Molecule: messenger RNA, 1412 nt
Organism: Lactuca sativa (garden lettuce)
Lineage: Eukaryota; Viridiplantae; Streptophyta; Magnoliopsida; Asterales; Asteraceae
Product: trihelix transcription factor GT-4
Source: RefSeq, a predicted model, not a curated record
AAAAUUUUCAUAUAAAUAUGCAAUUGACUGCAAAUUGUUUCCUUUUGAUUUUAUGACUAGUAAACCCACCAAUAAUUUGGAUUUUUCUUGAUUAAUCAUAAACCCUUGUUGGCGUUGAGUGGAAGCUCUCACUAAACAGUUUGAAUUCCAAAUGUUUUCACCUGCAAAACCUCAAGCGAUCAAUUUCUACCCACCACAAGAAACAAACAUGAUGAUGGAAUCCACCCCUGCACCUCACCACCACCAAACCCAAAUGAUUAUCGCGGCUCCGGGCGGCGGCGACACCACCAGCAGCGAAGAAAACACUAUCAAAUCCACCACCACUACAACCUCAGCACCAGUGAAGAAACGAGCCGAGACUUGGGUCAAAGAAGAAACUCGAACCCUAAUCCUCCUCCGCCAUGAGAUCGAUUCACUCUUCAACACUUCAAAGUCAAACAAGCACUUAUGGGAUCAGAUUUCAAUGAAAAUGAGGGAAAAGGGUUUUGAUCGAUCUCCCACCAUGUGUACGGACAAGUGGAGGAACUUGUUGAAGGAGUUCAAGAAAGCCAAGGAGCAGAAUAACGGGAUUAAUCAUAAUGGGUAUUCAGCUAACAGUAAGAUGCAGUUCUAUAAAGAAGUUGAAGACGUUAUUAGGGAUAGAAACAAAAACUCGAAAGUCGAUUCGUUUAUGCAGUUCUCUGAUAAAGGUGUAGAUGACACCGGCAUUGCUUUUGGACCUGUAGAAGCUAAUCCAAGGGGUGCGCUUAAUCUUGAAAGACGGUUGGAUCAAGAGGGUCAUCCUCUUGCCAUCACUGCAGCUGAUACCAUGGCAGCUAGUGGAGUCUCUCCAUGGAAUUGGAGGGAGAAUCCUGGAAAUGGUGAUCAGAAUAACACUUAUGGUGGUAGGGUUAUUUCGGUCAAGUUAGGGGAUUACACACGGCGAAUUGGUAUCGAUGGCUCACCGGAUGCCAUAAAGGAAACCAUCAAAUCGGCUUUUAGACUGAGAACAAAUCGAGGGUUUUGGUUGGAAGAUAUCGAUAACAUAGUGAGGACACUUGAUAGAGAUAUGCCUCUAGGAAACUACACCCUUCAUGUCGACGAAGGCUUGAUGAUCAAAGUGUGCUUGUUUGAGGAGCCGGAUCACGUGCCUGUCCAUACGGAAGAUAAGAUUUUUUAUACGGAAGAUGAUUUUCGUGACUUUUUGUCGAGGAGAGGGUGGAUUUGCUUGAGAGAAUAUAAUGGGUACAGAAAUGUUGAUGUGAUGGAUGAGCUUUGCCCUGGUGCGAUUUAUCGUGGUAUUAGCUAGGCUUGGGUACAUUUGUCAUGUUUCUUUUUGAAAUGUUGUGAAUAUUUGUGCUUAGAUGUUGUAACUUCUCAUGGAUGAUUAUGUAUAACUUUGUUUGUGUAAUGUUUGCAAAUGUUGUUGAAUA